Messenger RNA from Macaca mulatta (Rhesus monkey), 2978 nucleotides. NCBI's taxonomy places the organism in Eukaryota, Metazoa, Chordata, Mammalia, Primates, Cercopithecidae. The record is from RefSeq and is a predicted model, not a curated record.
GCUGACGACCGCUCUAACUGCUUCCUGCUGAAUUGGGGCAUAGUAGGAGUUGUGCAGUUGAGAUUUCCUCGGGAGGGGUGCCUUUGAUAUCAUCAACAUCGGAGCAUGGGCUAGCAGGCCGGUCCAGGGGUCCACAGUAGGUCUUAGUCGUGGACUGCAUCUGGGGCUCCAUUUGAAGAACAAUUUGUAGUUUUACAGCUUCGGUUCUGGAAGAGACAAACUUAACAAGAGACAGGGAUUGAAAUGUAUGGCCUGCAGUAUAGGGGAUUAUUUCUUUGGCACACUUUACAGGCCCUGACUAUCUGCUUGAUAGUUUUAAAAAGGUCUGGUCCAGUAAACAAUAAUUUGGCCAUCUGAUGGGUGCUAUCAAUGCCUAAAUGAAAGGUUUGGUGAAAGAUUUCAAGUAAUUUUCAUUGGUUAGCUGCAGGAAAAAGUGUUUUUCCUUCUUCAUUGGCUAGCCAUCUUGAGGGGAGGAAACUAUGUCCUCGUGAGGUUCCCUAUUCUAUUUCUCCUGUUGAGUACCAGGGCUUGGUUUCCCGGAGAGGAUUACCCCAUACUAGGGAUCCUUCUAUAAGCAUUUCUAAUGGAGGGUCCUGCCUUGUGGUUCUUUUGGCUUCAAUAUCUGCUUGGUGGUUCCCUCCUAUUUCCCUUUCCUUUCCUUUCCUUUCUCAUGACCCCGGCAGUGGAAGACUGCCACCUCUUUAGGUUUCUCUACCGCCAAUAAUAAUCUGCUAAUGGCUUCCUGAUGUUUGAUAGGUGUUCCCUCAGAAGUUACGAAUUCUCUUUCUCUCCAUAUUGCUGCGUGGGCAUGGAGGACAAGAUACUAAGACUGCUACUGCUGCCACUACCUGUAAACAAUGAGGCCAAUCUUUUGCCACUACAUCAAUUUCCUUACUCAGAUGGCAGGAGAAGAGAACGUCAAGGAAGAGCUCAGAUCCCAGGAUGCUUCCAGCAACUUGAGCCAGCAUGAGGCAGCAGGGCAUCCACAUUCCUGGUCUCUGGAGAUGCUGUUACACAGAUUGAGGACUGACCACACCAAGCAGGAUGACAAGUUUGCCAACCUCCUGGAUGCGGUGGGGGAGUUUGGCACAUUCCAGCGGAGGCUAGUGGCCCUCACCUUUAUCCCCAGCAUCAUGUCAGCCUUCUUCAUGUUUGCUGGCUACUUCGUGUUCACAGCCCAAAAGCCCUAUUGCAACACCAGCUGGAUCCUGGCAGUGGGCCCCAACCUGUCUGAAGCUGAGCAGCUGAAUCUGACCAUACCCCGAGGACCCAAUGGCAAUUUCCUGAUGUGCCUCAUGUACCUUCCUGUGCCUUGGAAUCUGGAUUCUAUCAUCCACUUUGGCCUCAAUGACACAGACAAAUGCCAAGAUGGGUGGAUCUAUCCUGACGCUAAGAAGAGAUCGCUGAUCAAUGAGUUUGACUUGGUAUGUGACGCGGAGACGAAGAAGGACACUGCACAUAUCAUGUUCAUGGCAGGAAUCCUGAUAGGCUCUCUCAUCUUCGGGCUCAUAACUGACAAGAUGGGCCGCUACCCUGCCAUCCUGCUGUCACUGCUGGGGCUGAUCAUCUUCGGCUUUGGGACAGCCUUCGUGAACAGCUUUCACCUGUAUUUGUUAUUUCGCUUUGGCAUCUCGCAGUCAGUGGUGGGCUACUCCAUCAGCAGCAUUUCUUUGGCCACUGAGUGGUUAGUGGGCGAGCACCGGGCCCACGCCAUUAUCCUGGAACACUGCUUUUUCGCUGUUGGGGCCAUGUUGCUGACGGGGAUCGCCUACAGUCUUCCCCACUGGCGGCUGCUGUUUCUGGUGGGUGGGGCACUUGCGGUCCCCCUCAUCUCCUAUAUCUGGAUUCUCCCGGAGUCCCCACGGUGGCUGAUGAUGAAAGGGAAGGUGAAGGAGGCCAAGCAGAUGCUGUGCUACGCUGCAAGUGUGAACAAGAAGACCAUUCCUUCAAAUCUGCUGGACGAGGUGCAGCUGCCCAGAAAGAAGGUGACUCAGGCCUCUGUCCUGGACUUCUGUAAGAAUAGGCAGCUCUGCAAGGUGAUCUUGGUGAUGAGCUGCGUGUGGUUUACCGUCAGUUACACCUAUUUUACGUUGAGCCUGAGAAUGAGAGAGCUGGGCGUGAGCGUCCACUUCAGACAUGUGGUCCCCAGCAUGAUGGAGGUGUCUGCCCGGCUGUGCUGCAUCUUUCUCCUCCAGCAGAUUGGGAGGAAGUGGAGCCUGGCUGUGACUCUCCUCCAAACCAUCAUCUGGUGCUUGCUUCUCCUUUUCCUCCCUGAAGGGCUGAAAUCCAUGACGAUCUUGGUGCUCACACUUGGAGAGUUCAGCCUGGCCGCCACUGUCACUGUGUUCUUCCUCUACACCGCUGAGCUCCUCCCCACCGUGCUCAGGGCGACAGGUCUGGGGCUGGUGUUUCUGGCCUCGGCGACUGGAGCCAUCUUGUCCUUGACAAUCAUCAACCAGACCCCCUCCUUCCUGCCCAUCUUUCUCUGCUGUGUCUUAGCCAUCGUGGCCUUUUCCCUCUCCUUCCUGCUACCGGAAACGCGAGAUCAGCCCCUCUUCGACAGCCUGGACCACUCCCCACAGAUGAGGAAUAAGGUCAAGGACAUGACGCCUGAGGAUACGUCAUCUGAUGAUAUGUCAUCUGAUGAUAUGUCUGAAGAAGCGGCCAAGAACGUCGUUCUCAAUGCCCAGAUCCUGAGAUUGUUCCCAUACCCUGUCUCCAAACCUGCCUAGGAUCAAUAAAGAGGAAGCAAACAUCCAGGCUCCCCGAGGGCCAGGCCCCCAGACCAUCUUGGGUUGGAAUUGAGUGGCCAAGUAUGGGGUCGUGGAUUCCAGGCCACAGAUUCCAGGCCCAGUUCAGUCUGUGGGGCAGGAUCAGUCCUGCUCCCGGACCAGCACUUGACAUUAAAAAAAAAUGGCCGCCCUUCUGCGGGAGCUCUGCUGUGAUUCAUUCCAAUAAAGGUACAAUGUUGGUCUUGA